This is a messenger RNA of Calypte anna (Anna's hummingbird), 3268 nucleotides long. RefSeq names its product putative GPI-anchored protein pfl2. NCBI's taxonomy places the organism in Eukaryota, Metazoa, Chordata, Aves, Apodiformes, Trochilidae. The coding region runs from base 59 to 1120 and encodes 353 amino acids. The record is from RefSeq and is a predicted model, not a curated record. The transcript is spliced from 5 exons.
CGUCCCGCCCCGGCGCCGCCCCGGUGCCGCCGGGGGAGUCAGCGCGGAUCGGCCCAGCAUGGAGGGGACGCGGCGCGCCUUGCUCCGACUCAUUGCUGCUUGCUGCCUGCUCUGCGUCCUGCCAGGAGAGGGACAAAAGACAGCAGAUGCCCUGGUGAUACCAUCACCUUCUAGCUCAGUGCUACUCUCACAUCAGCCAAGGGAAGACUCUGUCUUCAGUUCAGUGACUACUGCCAAUCCUGAGACAAGCCUGGAGAAAAACUUCACAGCUGCAGCAUUCAAUGCCACUGGAGCUCAUGAUACAGAGAUGGAGGAUGCCUCCAUCCCUACCACCCCCAUGGUGGGAACCAAGGUGGAGAGACUGCAGGCUGCCACCACUGUCAGUCCUGGGGGCAUCACAUUUGAGCAGCAUGAGCACCACACCACGAGCUUUUCAGUCAACAGCAGCACUGAGAUCCCCUCCCCUCCCCUGACUGCCAGUACUCUGGAAGAAAACCAGACCAACCACGAAGUCACAGAGCCUUUCAGCACAACUGAUGACAUGGAUGAUGCCAGCAGUGCAACCACAACACCUCUGAACAGUGUGCCAGCAACAACUAACAGCUCCCAGCUGGGGUCUUCUGAUGGACAGACUAUGGGGCCCACAACAGCAAGGUCUGAAACCAGGCCAGGAACAAGCCCUGUGAGUGCCACAGAGGAGAGCACUGUGGAGCCCAGAAUCUCUUCUGUUCCCAUCUCCACAGCAGGGAGCAUAUCCUCUGCUACUGUCUCUGGUACCGUAACCCUUGUGAUCAGCUCUACCACUGGCACCACUGCCAUCCCCACCAGUACAUCUUCCUUGGAGCAGCCAGUAGACCCUAUUCAUGAGAAAGCUUCUGUGCUGGAUGUUGGUGAUGAUGAAAAUCCAGAGCUACCCAGUUCUCCUUUGGCUGAUACAACGAGGGCUGAUCCCUUGGUAAUCACCGUGAUCUCUGUCUUCAUUGUCAUGGUGGGCAUCCUCGGCCUGGUUGGCUUCCUGAGAUACCGCCAGCACAACAGCCGCAUGGAGUUCCGGCGUCUGCAGGACCUGCCCAUGGAUGACAUGAUGGAGGACACCCCUCUCUCACUCUACAGCUACUAGGCAACCAGUCUGUCCUCUGCUUGUCCAGCUGAACUUCCCAGAGGAGAAAGCCUUGAGGACUUGGUCCCAGACAAUCUGCUGAGGAACAAGGGGCUGUGAUUUGGACGUAACUGAAAGAUCCUUUUCAGACGGCUUCUGGUUUUAGACAUUUUGAAUAAUACGGUGUUGAAGUUUUUAUGCUGGGAAUCAGAGCCCAAGUCUGGCCCUUUCCUCCAGGCUCUCCUCAAAACACUGCCCUGAAGAGGUGCCUCCUUUUAGCGUGGCGACCAAUUAGCCAAGACAACCUUUGCCAUCACACUGCAUGGAUCUCUUCUGUCCCUUUUGGCGGCUGCUGCUUUCAAAGGAGGUGGGCAAAUGAUCCAUAACAAGAGCUCUUAACACUGGGGGAGUGAGCACAGUGCUAGCAAAGGAGACUGCUGUUUUCUGAGGGACGCAAGGAUGUAGAGACCUGUUCUCUUGGGCUCCCUCUCAUUCUGUAUUUUUAAGGUUGGUUAUUUCGACUUUUUUCUUGCACUUUUUUGUUCCUGUUUCAGCUUUAGUAUUGGGAUUCGCACUGCCCAUCCUGAAACACCUACCAGGGAGAUAGCAGAGGCUGCUCUGCUCCUUUCCUAGAUGCAUACCUGUUCUCUUUAAGCAGGAAAAACAGUUUUGUGGCCACUGGAGAAGUGCCCUUGCUACUUGAUGUUGCUUUGAAGUUGCUGGAAGGAAAAUUAGCAUAAUUUUAGCUUAACAGGGCUUCACAAGACUCAGUCUGUUGCCAAUUAGACACACUAAUUUGGUCUUACCAAAAUUAGGGAACCAGGUCUCCCACACUUGAUGCAUUCAGCAGAGGCAUAUACUCCAUGCCCAGGCUCAGUAAAUGCUUUAAUCCAUUUCCCUGCCUGGAUCAAUGCAUGGCUUCCCUCAGGUACCUCCCAUUUUGCUGCUAGCAUCUGGUUGCUGAAAGUUGUUGUGCAAAACCAGUACUGCACUCUCCCUCUUCUGCUUUACUUCCUCAUGUUGGUCUUUAUGUCAGUUAGUGUCUUGUCAUAAGGACAGAUCCUGGAUGUAGGUGCCUUCCUCCUCGUCCCUUUCCAGGUGUUAGGCUGAUUAGUUUCUGCACUUUUGCCUCAAUAUAUCACUGCUGUAGACUGCAUUCAAGGCUCUUGAAGUCUCUCAACUUCAAGAGCUGUAAGUCUUGUGUAAGUCUAAAGAUCAUCAGGUCCCUUCGCCUUAGAAAGACCACAGGGUGUGUGACAUGAAAGUCUUGAAGUAAUUAAUACCUGGUUCUGUUUUCUGAUUCACAUUUGACUGCAGGCAGAGAGGAACACAUGCCUUCUCUACAGUGUUUGAUUCUCUACUAAGCCAGUUGCUCCCUCAGGGUACAGCAAGGGCUAGAGAUUAUCUCCUGCUUUGCUCUUAAAAGCCUCAGUCCCUCCUCUCCUUUCAGUGGCAACACUCACUGACCCCACAAGGGAGAGAUACCAGGCCUCACUGCCAAAAGUACCUUUCUUUUCCAGUGCUGCUAUUGCUUGUCUCAGCAGGGAAAGGGGAAUUUCCCCACCCACAGGGCUCAAAUUGCCUGCAAAGCCCAAAGAUGGACCAGAACCAGUCUAGGUCAAACAGGUGAACUGGGUCAGGUUGUAGUUCCUGCUUCCUGCAUUACUACUUCUGAAGUGGAUGACAAAUGGCUGCAGUGCAGUUUGUGUUCAGCUGUUGGCUUUGGCCUUGCAUCUGUUUAUUGUAAGGAUGCCCAGUAAAAUAGGGAAGAAGGGUUGAUCUCUCCUGCUAUUGUUGCAUGAAAACUAAAGGGCAGUUGUCACAGCUCCAAAGCUUUUGUAUCAAGCAUUGUCUGUGCAGAACAAUCUCCCUAGCUACAGACUUGUUUCCCCUGCUGGAGGGCAGGGUGCAACUGGUUUUGGCACAAAGAGAGGCAAGUUAAUGGUGGAAAAUAGAACUCCAUCCUGGCUGGGACUGGUGGAGGCUGGCAUAGCUGAAAAGUGUCUGCAUACAACUGAAAGGGCAGGGGCUGGUUCUGGUUUCCCAUGCAUCACUGUCCAGGAGAGAUGGGUGAGGUAGAAAACUCGCCCAACACCAAAGUGCAACUUUCUUUGUAAAAUAUGUUAAUAGUGGAUUUUUUUUUUCUGCAAUAAAGUUACAAAUGCCAAA